This is a messenger RNA of Hippopotamus amphibius kiboko, 858 nucleotides long. RefSeq names its product acrosomal vesicle protein 1 (gene ACRV1). The transcript has 5 exons. NCBI's taxonomy places the organism in Eukaryota, Metazoa, Chordata, Mammalia, Artiodactyla, Hippopotamidae. Bases 1 to 858 code for a protein of 285 amino acids. The record is from RefSeq and is a predicted model, not a curated record.
AUGAAGGAGUUUCUUUUACUAAUGAGUCUGUAUCUGCUUGGAUCUGCCAGAGGAGCAUCGGGUCAACCUGAUGAGCUUCUUGGCUCUAUGGAUCAUCAAGCUUCAGUUCAGCAACUUUCAGAUGACUACUUCUCACUUGCAAACCCUUCAGAGGGUGAGGCUUUAUACGAGACUUCUUCAGGCGAGAACACUUUGAGUGAGCACGGUUCAGGUGUGCACGCUGCAGCUGAACACACACCAAGUGAGCACAGUUCAGGUGAGCAAGCUGCAGAUGAAUAUGCUUCAGGUGUGCACGCUGCAGCUGAACACGCACCAAGUGAGCACACUGCAGGUGGGCACGCUGCAGGUGAACAGCUUUCUAGUGAGCAGCCUUUGGGUGAAAAGCCUUCCGGUGAACAGCCUGCAGGUGAACAGCCUGCUGGAGAACAGCCUGUAGGAGAACAGCCUGCAGGAGAACAGCCUGCAGGUGAACAGGUUGCAAGUGAGAAGACUGCAGGUGAACAGCCUGCAGGUGAACAGGUCUCAGCCGAACAAGUCUCAAGUGAAAAAUCACCAGGCGAAGAGCCAUCAGGUGAACAGCCUUCAGGCAUCCCUCCUUCAAGCACAUUUUCAGGCCCAGUAUUAAAUUGCCACACAUGCUAUUAUAUGAAUGACCAAGGAAAAUGUCUUCGUGGAGAGGGAGUCUGUACCACUCAGAAUUCCCAGCAGUGCAUGUUAAAGAAGAUCUUUGAAGGUGGAAAACUUCAAUUCAUGGUCCAAGGGUGUGAGAACAUGUGCCCAUCCAUGAACCUCUUCUCCCAUGGAACCAGGAUGCAAAUUAUAUGCUGUCGGAAUCAAUCUUUCUGCAACAAGGUCUAG